CAGCUCAGAGUGCUUCUCAACACUGAGGAGUCUCACUCUGCCUCUCUCUGCUCCGGAUGUGAAGGAGACUAUACGCAGCACACUAUCUGAAAGUUUCUCUGCCUUCUCUGGCUGGCUGAAAUCCGAGGAAGUGAUUCCCUAUAGGACGAGACUCCUCUCUCUCAGGAACAAUUUCAUCUUCUCGCAUCACCUACCACAUCAUGGCUGUAGUUCUCCACUCCAGCCCCAUCUUUUGGACACGGCUGGCCGCCGUGAUCUUCUCCUGCGUGGCCUUCUCCGUGGCCGUGCAUGGCGGCAGGCUCUCCCACGGCACCGGGGACUGGUGCAUCUUCUGCUGGGCCUUCGGUUUCGCCGGGACCCUCCUCGUCAUCCUGGUGGAGCUCUUCGGCCUGCAGACCAGAGCCCCUGUGUCCUGGAAAAACUUCCCCAUCACCUUCGCCUGCUACGCCGCUCUGUUCUGCCUGUCCGCCUCCAUCCUCUUCCCUCUCUAUUAUCUCAAGGGCUCCAUUGCCCAAAGUGAAACCCGCGACUACCGCAUCGUGUCCACCGUCUUCUCCUGCCUGGCCACCAUCGCCUACAUCAGCGAGGUGAGCAUGAGCAAGGCGCGUCCGGGAGAAGUUGCCGGCUACAUGGCGACAGCUCCAGGCCUCCUGAAAGUCUGCGAGACCUUUGUGGCCUGCAUCAUCUUCGUCUUCGUCAGCGACCCCGUGACUUAUGACCGUCACGACGCACUCAAGUACUGCAUGUCGGUCUACUGCAUCUGCUUCAUCCUGUCGGCGGUCAUCAUCCUGCUCUGCAUAGGCGAGUGCACCGGCUGCCUUCCCUUCCCCUUCGCACGCUUCCUGUCCUCCUACGCCCUGCUGGCUGUGGUCCUCUAUCUGUCGGCGACUAUCAUCUGGCCCAUCUUCAACUUCGACCCCAAUAAUGGAGGGACGAAAAAUAGGCCCAGCAACUGCAGCAUCGCACAGGGUUUGUGUGUGUGGGAUAAGAACAUGGCGGUGUCUGUGCUCACGGCGGUCAACUUCGUCCUUUACCUGGUCGACCUGAUCUACUCUUCCCGCCUGGUGUUUGUGAAUGCUUGAAGGGAAGUGAAAGGGUUUUAAGCUGGCAGUAUGCACCAAAUAAAAUUGAAUAUGGCAGGUUUUCAAAGGCCAAAUGUCAAAUACAGUGCUGCAAGCAUGUGCAAGUGUAAUCAAUGCGACUCUGAUCUGUUUGUAUGAUGGCAUCCGAUUCUCACACUAGAUGCAGAAGAGUGUAGAGUUAUACCCUAAUUGGUGUAGUGUUUUGCAGAAUUGCAGUCUGGUUUGACAUUAUUUGGUGAUGGAAUUUAAAAUAAAAGGAUUUUAUUUCACUAUCUUUCUGGAGAAGUUGAAGUUUCCCAAAGCACCUGUGUAAUGGUAGACCCAGGAUGUAGAGAUAAUGUGAAAGGGACAUUUAUUUUUUAGAGAUAUCAAAAAUCUACCUAGGCAAUCAAACCAGAUCUUGUGUUAUUUUUACCAAGACUUUGCCUGUGCAAACCUGCCACAUUUAAUUUUGAGUGAAGUAUACUGCUUAGGACCGUAGAGAGAAAGAGAAAAGAGGAAUUCAAUGGCUAUGUUUACAAAUACAACAAUAUUCCCUUAUCAUAAAAUACCAAGGCUUUCUGCUCAUAAAUGUCAAACCUUGCUUGACUCUAUUUUGAGAGACUUGAAUGUAAUUGCUGAAUCUUUUUCAUCCAUUUUAAUUGCAAGUAAUUGCCCAAUACAGUAUUUCAUGUAUAGAUGUUCUGGAGUAAGCUAUAAAAAUGAUCUCACAGACAAGAAUGUUAAAAAAUAAUACAUGCUACUGUAACAGCCAAAUACUGUGCAUGUAAACAUAGUCUGUGAUGACAAAUGAAGAAAUACCAAAGAAAUUGGCGGCUUAUUAUUGUGUUUUUGUUGUUUCUUUGCAUGAUGUAUACAGUAAGUUGGGCUCUGUCUAAGUGUGUGCUCAAUUUGAUAAAAAGUUACGACCAAUCUUUAUUGAAAGCCAUACAAUUUAAAAUCCAAUACUUUAAAGAAAGUUUCAUUUCUGUUUUUCAAUUGGUUUUGUUUUCCAAAAAGGAGGAAGACCAGCUGAUCAGAUUGUAUAAUUCUUGUAAUUUGUACACCAAUUCUGUCUCGGUGUAUCUGCAGGCUACAAUCAAUGGUUAGAAUAUAUGUGGAAAGAAAACAUGGAAGACGUGGUGUUUAAAGUAGGUUUUUUUUAAUGCCUUUUAAAUGUCUGUUGGAUCAAAAAUAUCUAAUCACCUAUAAACACCAAACUCACACCACUUAAUUCAUAUGUAUAUGUCAAUUGGGUCUAUUGGUUUUGUACUGCUGUAAUAAAUACUCAGAGAAAGUUACUAAAAUGGAUGCUUCUCUCUCUCUGGAAGUGGUUAGUGUUAUAUUCUUAGCCUUUUCAUAUUCCACUGUUCGUGUUUCAAUUGUGCAUACCACAUCAGUGUUGUAGGAGAACAUAAUCUAUUGUUUCAAUAAACCACAUGUUAAACAGA
Messenger RNA from Notothenia coriiceps (black rockcod), 2512 nucleotides. Its product is annotated as myeloid-associated differentiation marker homolog. Bases 201 to 1082 code for a protein of 293 amino acids. The transcript has 2 exons. Gene Ontology annotation, cellular component: membrane. NCBI's taxonomy places the organism in Eukaryota, Metazoa, Chordata, Actinopteri, Perciformes, Nototheniidae. The record is from RefSeq and is a predicted model, not a curated record.